AUGGCGCAGACGCCGGAAGGCACCACUGCUCCCGUCCAGGCUCCGGACAGGGUGCCGCGGCCCAUCUCGGAGCUGCCCGCCGGCUACGUCUUCCAUCCCAAGGCCCGCAGCCUCCUCAAGAGCUACCUCAUCACCAGGGCGCGCGGUGGCGCCAUCAAGGACCCUUACGGGGACACUGUCGCCGACGGCGUCGACGUCUACGCCGUGCGGCCGGAGGCGCUCCCGUUCCCGCGCCGCAACAGGGGCCUGCACGGCCAUGUCUGGGCCUACUUCUUCACCACGCGGCCCGCGGGCGCGGCAGGAAUCGGCGAGGCGGAGGGCGGCGGCGAGGACGACGACUUCCGGGACGUGGCGGCGGGCGGGUGCUGGCGGCGGUACGGCGGCGGCGACAAGGAGUACGUCGGCCGCGACGGGGAGGUCUACGCGUUCCGCCGCAGGUUCGCGUUCCACGAGGCCGGGGCCCGCGGCAAGAAGACGGUGUGGAGGAUGAAGGAGUUCCGCCUCAAGGAGACCGCGCCCCGCUUCCGCGGUGUCGUGUUCCACCCCAACGCCAAGGGCCUCGUGAUCUUGAAGGUCUGGAACCAGGUGAUCCCAGAGGAGGAGCCGGCGGUGGACUACUACGGCAACGGCGGCAUGAACGACGAGGAGGAGGAUGAGGAGGAGAUUGGACCGGUCGUGAUCACGGUGGGAGAUCCAGCCGCCGCCCCCAAUGCAUGA
Molecule: messenger RNA, 717 nt
Organism: Miscanthus lutarioriparius
Lineage: Eukaryota; Viridiplantae; Streptophyta; Magnoliopsida; Poales; Poaceae
Source: the annotation of a GenBank genome assembly